Molecule: messenger RNA, 894 nt
Organism: Cordyceps militaris CM01
Lineage: Eukaryota; Fungi; Ascomycota; Sordariomycetes; Hypocreales; Cordycipitaceae
Exons: 2
Coding region: 1-894 (297 amino acids)
Biological process (GO): transcription by RNA polymerase III
Cellular component (GO): RNA polymerase III complex
Source: RefSeq, a predicted model, not a curated record
AUGUCCAGAGGCGGCGGACGCGGCGGCGGUCGCGGUGGCCGUGGAGGAGGUCGCGGCGGCCGACCCAACGUGCCGUGGGACACGGGCGACGAGCCCGAUGCGCGGCCCUCCGAACUAUUCCCGAGCGCUCUUGCGAACUCUGCGCCUUGCGCGGCAAUCUCCUGCGCUUCCCCCAAUGCUAACUCUCGCUGCCCUCUCGCCAAGCCCUACACAGUCCCCGUGCCCCGAAGCCUGACGACGGCCGAGUCCGACAGCGUGCACUACAUGCUCCUCCUGCGCCGGCAGGUGCACUCCUCGCCGCUCUACACAUCCAAGCGCACCUCGCUGACGGACCCGACGGCGCCGCGCAAGAUCUACGGGCAGGCGCAGAAGAACGCCGUCUACGGCGUCAAGAACAAGGCCUCGCAGGACCCCUUCACGUCCAUGCCCAUUUACUCGCAGAAAUUCGUCCGCGAGGAGCGCGCGCUGCCCGACUGGUCCGCGCGGCCCGUCUGCCGCGAGCUGUUUCCGCACGAGCUCCUCGAGACGAUUGACGGCGGCGGCGCCAGCGGCGGCGGCGGGGUGGACGCCGCCCCGCGCAAGAAGCGCCGCCUCGAGCUCUCCCGCGUCAGCGCCCUGCCCAACGCCGAAGAAGCCUUCAAUAUGCCCUCGCUGGCCGCGGACGGCGACGCCGAGCACGGCCAGACGCUGCUGGACAAGCUCGAGGCGCUGCGCGACGAGGAGGGCGACGAGGCAGAGGGUGACGAUGAGGAGGCGCCGGAGGAGGAGGAGGAGGAUGAGAUUUAUGAUGAUGAGGAUGCGGGCGAUUAUGACGCCGAGCAGUUCUUUGACAAUGGCGAGGACUUUGGGGAUGAGUAUGGGGAUGGUGAUGAUGGAGGGGAGGGGACCUACUGA